This is a messenger RNA of Hymenoscyphus albidus, 798 nucleotides long. Lineage: Eukaryota; Fungi; Ascomycota; Leotiomycetes; Helotiales; Helotiaceae. The record is from the annotation of a GenBank genome assembly.
AUGAGACUAUCUGAAAAGGUUUCCUCUCUCACUGCUGCCACUUUUUAUUUCUGCCAAUUUUCGUUAGCAACACCAACAUGUUCAAACAUCACAGAUAUUACCCACUUCAAGGACAACCCAUCCAAGAGUUUGAGCUGGGAUAAAUGGUCUGAGACGUACCUGAAAUCAGUCAAUUGCCCCUCCGAAAACAAGACGCCAUGUUCGUUUGAUAUUGGAAAAACAUACAAUUUGACAGCCCGCCGCCAUCUCAAGAUCACAGUGAGCCAACUCGAAGCAGAAAAGAUCUACCUUUCAAUACACAACUCGCGGCAGUCUCUUACCAAUGAAACCCUCGAUGUACUCAUGGACCUAAACACCACUUUAAAUCAUUGGGAUAAAGACGGGCAUUGGCUUCAAGUUCAGCCAGGAAAUAAUAGAUCGCUAGCAUUCCAUGAGCAUCGCAUGAGGACGACGGGUGUAUUAAAUGGGUGUGCGAAUGAGACGCUCAAUGGGCAGAAGUUUGAAGUCGUGGCGCCAUUUUUGGAAACAAACGGAACUGAAACGUAUAAGGGACAAAAGGUUGAGAACGGAAAAGUUCUGGCGGGAACAUGGAUUUGGUGGGAUGCUCCUGCGUCAAACUUGACUACGAGUACUCCCGCUCCCACUCCAACUCCCGCUGCAGUUCCCGCUCCAGUUCCAACAGCAGGGACAAAAGGGGAGGAUAAGAAAAAUUCUGGGAACAGCUUUAUGGGAGACAUCCAAUUUUUGAAAACUGUUAUGGCUCUUUUGGUGGUAACGGUCGGGUUCGGAAUGCUGUAG